AAAGCGCCCGGAAGCCGCAGCCCGUGCCAGUCCGGAACCUCGCCCCAGGACGACCAAACGAACAGUCGACAGGAAGCCGCAGCCCCGCGCUUCUCUCUUCUCUAGCCACUCUCUCUCUCUCUCUCACACACACUAUGAGCGCCAACUCGGACCGGAGGUGGAGCCUUGCGCGCGCCACCGAGUUCUUUAGCGGCGACGGCAAGCCCGACAUGCUUGAUAUCCGCGGCAUGACGGCCGUAACCAAAGGCGCGGCUGGAAAACGCGAUAAGUUCCGCAAGAGCGUGUCGCGCUGCGGCGUGUCCAUCUACGGCCCGAAGCACUCGGCCGCAUCGGCCGGAGACUCGGCCAACCGGGAGAAGAUCUUUAUUGAGGACCCGCGUGCUCCGUGCCUCAAUAUCGACUACUCGAACGACGCAUACCGCCUGUUGCCGUCGUCUGAAAAGUUCUCGGCCCACACAGGCGUGUGUCAGAUUCUCGGCACAAAGUGUAUCCGCGGCGGGAAACACCGGAUCAGGGUGGGCGACAUCAUUCGCUUUGGCAGUGUCGGUUUGUUAGUGACGGAGAUUGACACGGGAGGCAUCGGCCCGAACGACGCGACUCUUAGUCCGUCAGAGGUCAACAGCCUCAUCCAACGCGUCGUGUGCCACGAUGAAGCGCUUGCCGACGUGGACAGCGGCAUGGACACGGACGACGAGAAUGGAGACGCGUCCGGCAACGACGAGUCCAAGCCGCGUUCUUCUCUGCAGAGGCAGAGCACCAGCGCCAUCUGCUACGUGUGCUACGACGAGACAGAGGACGACAACCCGCUGAUCGCGCCUUGCAAGUGUUCAGGAGACACGAAAUACAUUCAUUUGAAUUGCCUCAAGCGCUGGAACACGAACGGCGAGAAGAACGAGAUCUGUACCGUCCUGGACGAAAGCAACGCGCGCACUUGCUCCAUCUGUAAAGCUCCGUACCCGAGCAAGACGCGCCUACCUAAUGGCAAAGUGCUGUCGCUGUUGCCGGACAGACUAAACCCACCGUGUAUCAUGUUCCAAGUCGUGACGAAGCACUCGUCGUCGACUCUGAACUUGUCCACGCGCUACCAAUUGAGCUACAAGAUGCUCAUGGACAACGACAUCCAUCGGCCGCUUAUGGUCGGACGCUCGUCGCAGUGCGACCUGGUGCUAAAGUACCGCACAGUGUCGACUAUCCACGCUGAGAUCCACUACUCUAAGGGCGAGUUCUUCCUCAAGGACGCCGGUAGCUCUAACGGCACGUUGCGGUACAUUUACCGUCCUUUGACUCUGCAUAACAACCAGUCGCUGCAUGUCAAGUUUGGCCGCACGGUAUUAUCCAUCAAACCGACCAAGAAGAUCCGGCUGCCGCAUUUCUUCGGUACGGCCGGCCACCUCCACGCUAGUGGCUCACGAAUGGAAGACAGUGGCGUCCAGGAUGACGACGAGCUGUCCAACACGUCCACACCUCGUAACAAUAGAAUCCGAUACUACGCGGCGCAGCAACAAGUGCCGACGCAGCAGCAGCCGCAACAGCAGCAGCGCCAGAAUUUGCAGACGCAGAUGCAAAAUUUAGAUCUGUAACGUCUUAAAACGUGCGCGCUCGUUGGCUUGGACCGGAUUCCGUUUGCGUCACGACCUCCCGGCCCCGCCGUCAUCGGCCGAGGCGCUCUUGUACCAUCACCAUCAAGAGCCGAUGCUUGGAAAAUCGAACACCUUCGACUUUGGCCUUCCCGUGCCUCUUUGUUUUAAUUACUUAUUUGACCCAAGAGAUACCAGAAAAAAACUACUGAAACUGAAGAGAGGCCCGUAGCAGAACAGUCAACCGAAAUGUUGUCUAUCUGUGAAUGAAGUGACCAUGUCGUCUGAAUGAGAGAAAGUUUACCAAAAAAAGAGUGAGUUAAAGGUGGUGAGUGGAGGAUCGACGAGUGACGUUAGCGGGUAGAUUGUGGUAGCAUUGGACGGUGCGAUUCGAAACUAGGGGGGGUUGAGCAUUCAUAUUCUUCAUCUUGUAAUAAAGUUUGCGAGCUGGCAUUUUAAAACAGC
This is a messenger RNA of Phytophthora infestans T30-4, 2042 nucleotides long. RefSeq lists its product as uncharacterized. The record is from RefSeq and is a predicted model, not a curated record. NCBI's taxonomy places the organism in Eukaryota, Oomycota, Peronosporomycetes, Peronosporales, Peronosporaceae. The coding region runs from base 135 to 1580 and encodes 481 amino acids. Gene Ontology annotation, molecular function: zinc ion binding; protein binding. The transcript has 2 exons.